Messenger RNA from Cutaneotrichosporon cavernicola, 1203 nucleotides. RefSeq lists its product as uncharacterized. The coding region runs from base 1 to 1203 and encodes 400 amino acids. The record is from RefSeq and is a predicted model, not a curated record. The transcript has 5 exons. NCBI's taxonomy places the organism in Eukaryota, Fungi, Basidiomycota, Tremellomycetes, Trichosporonales, Trichosporonaceae.
AUGCUCGCCGAAGAACGCAACAAGAUGGCAGACCGCAAUCACCAGCGGAUCCUGAAACUUUUGGAUGAUGUAGAGGCCGAUCUCCCCAUACAACUACCGGUUGCAACGCGCGACCUGGUAGGCGAGUGGGUGAGGCAGUACAAGAAUGGCGCAAGCGAAGAGGAGACCGAGAGCUUGCUCAUCUGGGAGCGAAACAUCACCGCCGACCUCGCCGCGAUAGACACGUCGGACGCGAACGUUGCGCACGCCGUCGAGGUCCAUAUGGCGAUUGCGGCCAAGGUACACUCCAUCGCGGACGAGUACAUCCAGAGCGUCCUGGACAAGAAGUGGCGCGAGGAGUUGAUCACGUACCGCCUCUCAUUGGCGCCGGUCGUGGCCCAGCUCCGAACUUUUAUCGCCAUCAGGGCGCCUGCGCUGGGUAAGCGCUGUGGGCAGCAGUUCGAGGCGAUAUGGGUCGUGGGCAACGCGGGGAGCGUCAAACAGCCUGAGACGAUGGCUGCUCAGGUAGGAGACCUCACGAUCCACCACAUGCUCGGCUCGCGCUCGGAGCGCAUCGUCUGGCUCGUUGAGGAGCUAGGCAUUCCAUACAAGGUCGUGAUCCACAUUCCCGACACCAGCAAGGGCCGUGUGACGAGUACGCUCACCGACCACAUCAAGGACGGCAAGGCUCCCUCGGCGUUCCUGAACGGCGAACUCCUCAAGGAGUCGGGAUACAUCGUCGAGCGCCUAGUCCAGUCCUUCCCGUCCGACAAUGUCGAGAGCACUCCCUCCCUCGACUCGACCUACUGGGCUCACUUCGCCGAGGGCCGCGUCAUGCCUGCCUGUGGCUCGGCCAUGCUCAACUCGGUAGCCCUGCCGGCGGUUACGAAGAACAUGAGCGCCGAGGAGAAGAAGGGCGCGCAGGCUUACCAGGCCCAUCUUGCCAAGCUGUUCCGCGGGUCGGGGAACCAGGCGCUGGCCGAGGCCGACGCAUUCCUCCAGACCCACACUUGGUUCUCGGGCGGCGACAAGCCAGGUAUUGGUGACUUCAUGAUGCUUUUCCCGCUCACGUGGUUCGCCAAGCCUGUUAACCCGCUCGGGGCAACGCUUGCUCCUGCUACACUGGCAUGGCUCGAGCGCAUCAAGGCGCGUCCGGGCUACCAGAGGAUGAUCAAGCGCGUCUCAGACGAGCGCAAGGCGCAGAUCCCCAAGCCUAAGAUGUAA